UUUUGUGGCAGACCAAAAAUGCAGUCUGAAAGAUUUGGUAUCAUGUAAUAGACCCAUGUCUUCAAAUGUAGGCUAAUACUAAAAUGUAUAGCCUACCUAUUUGAACAUCCUAAUUUUAGAAUAACAAUCAUCCUUGAUGGACACCACAAAGACUAUCAUAUCGUUUUUAAAAAGCUACAUUGUUGUAGAGAUCAUUACAGCAGACAAAGCUUCCGCAUUUCUCCGGAACCAUCGUGGAAUGAAUUGUUUCCGCCCGGAGUCAUGAGAAGCAGGACUGAGAGCGUGUUGUGUGUACAGUACAAUCUCCAUGCCUAAAAAUCCGCUAGUGAUCAUUGUAAAUUUGUUUAAACGACAUCAGUAAGACGAUUCAAUGUAACAGGAAGAGUCAUCUUCAACGGAAACGGAUAUUUGAACGUUUGUAUCUAUCAGCCGCCAUGGGGCUCAAGCGACAGAAACAAGCCAAGAAAACCAUAAGUUUCUACAAAUACAACUUCAGCUUCAGGGAGCCCUUUCAGAUCCUCUUCGACGGGACUUUUUGUCAGGCGGCUUUGAAGAACAAGAUUCAGAUCAAAGAGCAAAUGCCCAAAUACCUGAUGGGAGAGGUGCAGCUGUGCACUACAAACUGUGCGCUGAAAGAACUGGAGACUCUGGGAAAGGAGCUGUACGGAGCCAAAAUCAUCCUGCAGAGGUUUCAGGUGAGGAGAUGUCCACAUUUCAAGGACCCUGUCCCGGCUUCAGAAUGUCUGCUGUCCAUGCUGGGGGAGACAAACCCACACCACUACUUUGUUGCUACACAGGACCACACAUUAACUGCCGGCCUAAAGAAGAUCCCUGGCGUUCCUCUGCUCUACAUCAUCCUCAACACCAUGGUGCUGGACAAGCCCAGCCAGGCGUCCCUGGACCACGUGAAGGCCGUCCAGCUGGGUGAGCUGGUCAGCCCCGCCCAGCAGCAGAGUAUCCGCAGCCUGAAAGAGGAGCAGGGCAUCAGCCAGAAGGAUGGAGAGAGGCGGGGAAAGAAGAGGAAGAGGAAACGGAGCAAUCCUAACCCUCUAAGCUGCCUGAAGAAGAGGAAAGGCGGGCCGACACCACCGAAGAAGACGGAGCAGGGGGAGAAGAGGAAAAGAAUUAGACACAAGAAACGAAGGACGGAGGGAGGAGACACGCCUGCUCCUGCGGUUGCAAAUACAUAGUAUAGCAGGAAGACAGAGACUUGAGCCAUUUGUUUCUUGCAUAAAUAUUAUUUGAAGAUGUCCAUGACCCCAAUCUAAAAUAAUUACACUCUAGUCAUUUUUUUUCUGAUGUUACUGCAUAAAAUAAAUCAAUUUUUAUCACACAAAAUUACAUUUGAUAAUACUACUCAUGGUAUUGUUUAUUUAGAAAAAUGUUGCAACGGUUUCCGGGACUCAGGCUUACAGCUUACGGGCAUAGGACUGAAACCGUUCAGAAACACAGCAGUAUGUUUUAGUUUGAGAUGAUUUGUCUUGGCUUGUAUACUAAGUAAAAAAUAGCAGGUUUACAGGCACAUAGUUAAAAUGUAAGAUGCACUUUGACAUUACAUGAUACAGUUCACAUGGAAGUGGAUAUCAAAAACAAUGUAUUCAGCUUUCUUUUCAGACACAAGAGUGGUCACAACGGUUUGGUGGUCUGCUUGUUUUUGCGGUGUAAUUUGAGUGUCUGCUUAAUUCAGCCUGUAAUAUUUUCUGGUACAAUGAGUUUAGAGUCCAAGCGACAACGUUCAUAACAUAUGUCCAUUCAGACUUCACUUAAUCGUGUUAUCAAGUAAUUCUUUACAUUAAAAUUCAAUGUUUCUUUAAAAUAAAACAGGUAAUUCUCUUGAUAUAUAUAAUACAUCCAUAAAAUGAAUAUUGAAGUAUUUACUUGCUUUACACUGUCAGUUAUAGAUAAGUGUGUUACCCAGUAACUAAAUGACUAUCCAUAUAUAAAAGGGACACUGGAUAAAGUCACGAAUAAAUAGUAACACGGUAAUACAAAUGGUAGUUUCCCGAGCAAAUCCACACUUAAAUAUUUCAGGAAAGAG
This is a messenger RNA of Etheostoma spectabile (orangethroat darter), 2038 nucleotides long. RefSeq names its product UTP23 small subunit processome component (gene utp23). The transcript has 3 exons. The coding region runs from base 435 to 1190 and encodes 251 amino acids. Gene Ontology annotation, cellular component: small-subunit processome. The record is from RefSeq and is a predicted model, not a curated record. NCBI's taxonomy places the organism in Eukaryota, Metazoa, Chordata, Actinopteri, Perciformes, Percidae.